ACCAGAUCACGUUUCAAUACUGCGUGGGACACAGCUCCUACGUUUCAUUAGCCAGCUCAUAGAAAAGGUCCUCGAUAUAUUGGUAACGAAUCAAAUAUAUCUUUCCUGCCUCUUCUCGUUUGACUUCUGAUUUUCUAUCUGACUGGUAACAACCGAAUUUAGAAGGUGCUACUGGUAUCUAGUUGUAAAACUAGAAUAUCCGUUGCAUCAUCAUUGGUGAACCCGACGUGAUCUGGUACACCAAGUCAAUAUACUGACUAUAAUGGAUCCGUUUAUCUCUUAUUGAUAUAUGUUCAUACUGUAUGGUUUGCUUCGCUAUUGCCUUAAUUCACAAGAAUUAUAAGUAAAGAUGGAUCGUGGUUAAUAGUGAAAUCCAAUUUGAUGUGCGUUUCAUCCUAUUUGUGACUCGUCAGACGGAUAUCCUCGCAUCUCAGAGUUAAUGUUCAACUAUCCAUCUUUGUUCAUAAAAUCAAUCUCAUUAGUUUUACUUUCAUAUUUUUUAGAUCCAGUUGAAAAACAUAAAGAAAGUUAUUCAACAGAAUUGAAUAGUAACCAAAUUAGAAUAGAACCAAAUCAACAAGUAACCAGUAUCGGUUUUUAUAAUAAGGCAAGUGCUAUAGCUUUGCUACAACUAUUAAUCAUAUGGGGAAUGAAUCUUCCUUUUAUAUUAAUUGAAACAUUGAAGGAAUGGUUACGAUCUACAAACUGGUUUGUUGGGCUAUGUUUCUUUUCAGGACUCUUCAUUGAUUUGGAAAUGGCUCUCGUACCACAAGUACAAUUUAAAUUUCCAUGGAACUACAUACUAUUGGUAUGUAAUUCGAUGAUUAUCUCGAUCCCAGCUUCAAGGUCACUUUCUGAAUUGGACAUUAUAUGGUUUCCAAGUAGUUGGGGUAUUACAUUGGGAAUUACGUUACUGACUUUAUUAUUCGGCGGAUUAAAACGAUUCGAUAUAAAAAGAUCUUUCAAUAUAUUCUUCAUUGUUAUAUUCACUUUACAAGCAGUAGUUUAUGUAGUUCUCAUUGUAUUGAAUCAUUUUCAUUGCUUUAAUGUAAUCUUGAUUAUUUCUGGAUUUGGAAUGCUACUGACAAUCAUCUAUGAAUUGGCAAUUGCAACUCAAGCAAUUUUUCCAGGUUCGGUUCGAUUCGGUUUUCGAGAUGAUCAAUAUUUUCUAUAUGGAUUAGUACUUGCAACAAUAAUGAUUUGGAUGAAUAUGAUCAUUUCAAGUGAAAUAUCACUUAUUCAACAUGUAUCCAAGAAUGUAAACCAAUGUUUUCGGAAGGAACAAAUGGAUAUGUAGUUGUCUAUACACAUUCAUUGAUGAUUGUCCAUGAGUAUUAUCUUUUGUUAUAUGGAACUGUUAUUGGGAUCACAAGAUCAUUUACAGUUAAUUUGCAAUACUAAAAAUUGUAACCAAAAUUGCUUUCUUCCUAUGUGAUUCAUUAAAUGAAUUUUCUCCUAUACAUCUAUAAGCGAUGUUUCUAUUGCGGCAUAUACGAAGUUAAACUAUUUGGUUUCAUUCUGCUUGUUCUAUCAUGAAUAUAAAGUUUUCCCAUU
Schistosoma rodhaini is the source of this 1554-nucleotide messenger RNA. Lineage: Eukaryota; Metazoa; Platyhelminthes; Trematoda; Strigeidida; Schistosomatidae. The record is from the annotation of a GenBank genome assembly.